Messenger RNA from Neurospora crassa OR74A, 1035 nucleotides. RefSeq lists its product as hypothetical. The record is from RefSeq and is a predicted model, not a curated record. Bases 1 to 1035 code for a protein of 344 amino acids. NCBI's taxonomy places the organism in Eukaryota, Fungi, Ascomycota, Sordariomycetes, Sordariales, Sordariaceae. The transcript is spliced from 4 exons.
AUGCCGGUAGGGAGCAGAGUAAAGUUGGCGCAGUUCCUUCCAUCUUCUAGGCCUGAUUCAAUUCAGUUUGCAACGGCACCGGGCAUCAAGACACCAGUUUCGUCUCUUCCUCCAUCUCCGCCUCUAUCCAGGCCUGUUCCCGCCUUCCCAACCUCAGUGCUACCUAAUCCCACCCGCCAUGUACGACAAGCGUCAGUUCUUUCCCCUUUCUCUCUCCCGUCUGCUGCCUCAAUCUGGAUCGAAUCCGUACUCACACCUUCCUUGCCGCCUGCUUUAGUCCAUAGUAGCCAAAACGCCGCAUCCCAGGCGGUGACUGCCAAGAAACAAAAGAGUCCCACUCUUGAGCCGCCGAGUUUGAAGCAGCACAGAGUCGAGGCAGUAGUAGCAACACCAGCUUAUUGGGAGACUGUUGAGGAUGAUGAUGACGCCGACGAUGAAUACUGGUCCGGGGAAGAGGACUUUGUCUUUGAAAUCAUGUCAGAAGAAGAGAUCCAAGAAAAAGCAGACAGGUUGCGCGAGGAAAUCCGUGUCGGUUUGUGUAACGGAUUGGUGUGGAAGCCAUCCUGCGUCAAGGACAACUCUUCGGUAAACGUCGAGGUCAAGGCUGAUCGCUACCAAGUCGCCAAUUGGGCGUUCGGGGGCAGCCGGAAUCCCACUGACGAGACGUGGGGAGCGAUGGACUACCCGACCGAAGUGGAAGUCUUCAACGAGGAUUUCGGCCCAAUUCGCAACCUUACCGGCUCCACACCUCUUGCGCUCACCGGGACCCAUGUUCGCAUAAACCUGUACCACGAGAGCUGGAACAUUAUGGAGUAUCCAUGGCAACAAACCAUUGCUGUCAUUGUCAGUGCCUCCUACGGCACACAUGAGGCUCGGGAUAGACUCCAAGACACGGAUGUCUGCCCGUCAGACCUAGAGGGUGUGUUUUCGUUUGAUGAGGACUACGCUUCUGUCAGUGGAGAAGACGAUGGUGAAGAGACCCAUCAUGAGGAGGAGACUGAAUCAACUGGGGAGCUGGACCCAUCUGUGCACUAG